Candida tropicalis MYA-3404 is the source of this 1221-nucleotide messenger RNA. RefSeq lists its product as uncharacterized. The record is from RefSeq and is a predicted model, not a curated record. The transcript has a single exon. NCBI's taxonomy places the organism in Eukaryota, Fungi, Ascomycota, Pichiomycetes, Serinales, Debaryomycetaceae. Gene Ontology annotation, molecular function: nucleotide binding. The coding region runs from base 1 to 1221 and encodes 406 amino acids.
AUGAAGCGAGGGGUGGAGAGAAAAGUAAAUUCUUCCGACAGGAAUGUCUAUAAAUUCCGACGAAUAAAAAGAAAAAGUUUACUCCAUGAAACUGUUGCUUUUUUUCUUCUUCUUCUUUUUACAACAUACAUUUGUAUUUUACAUCAUACCAUGACAAUUACACUCAAUUGGGGAAUUUUGGGAGCUGGUAACAUUGCUUCACAAUUUGUUCAUGAUUUAGUUUUGAACAAUCAAAGAAAUACCGAAUAUCAUCAUGUCAUCAAAUCAAUUGGAUGUUCCAGCCAUGAAAGAGGUUUAGAAUUUAUUAAGAAGAACAAUAUUACUUUGGAAACUAAUUACAAUGUUGAACCAAUUGUUCAAUCAUACGAUGAACUCUACAAGAAUAAAGAUGUUGAUGUUGUUUACAUUGCUACCCCACAUUGUUUCCACAGAGACCAAUCAAUUUCUUGUUUGACUAAUGAUAAACAUGUCUUGUGUGAAAAGCCAGUAACUGUUACUAAAAAAGAAGCAGAAGAUAUUAUUGAAGUUGCAAACAAAGAAAAGAAAUAUUUCAUGGAAGGUAUGUGGACAAGAUUUUUCCCUGCUAUAACUAAUUUGAAGAAAAAGAUUUAUGAAGAAAAAGUACUUGGUGAGAUUUUUAGAAUGUUUGCUGAUUUGAGUUAUAAUGCAAAUAUCAAACAGGUCCCAAAAACUUCUAGACUUAGAGAUAUUAAUCUUGCUGCUGGUGCGUUGUUGGAUAUUGGUAUUUAUCCAAUUACUUAUUCAAGAAUAUUAUUGGAUGACAAACUAGGUGAUAACCACUCUAAGUUUGUCUAUAAAUCAAUUUUAACCGUAAAUAGCGAUGAUAAAGUCGAUCACUUGUAUUCAGCUGUUGUUAAAUAUGAAAAUGGUAAACAUGGUAUUUUAACUGCAUCAGAAUUAGUUGAUGGGCCAAAAGCUUAUGUUAGAAUUGAAGGAGAAAAAGGACAUGUUGAAAUGUACAGUGAUAAUCCAGCUAGAGCCAAACAUUUCAAAAUUUUUGACUCUGAUGGUAAGGAGAUUUACGAAUAUAAGGAUGAUUCUGGAUAUAAUGGAUUUAUCUACGAAGCCAAUGCUGCUGCUGAUGAUAUUUCACAAGGUAAAUUGCUGAAUUCAACCAUGCCUCAUGAUGAAACAUUAUUAGUUAUGGGUUUAAUGGAUGAAAUUAGAAAAGAAAACGGUUUGGUGUACCCACAAGAUUAA